AUGGAACGUUCAUGUGUUCAACUGGAGAAUUUACCAGAUGAAGUUCUUCUGAUUAUUUUCCAAAACUUGUACAAUUGUGAUGUACUUUAUUCUUUCUUAGGUCUUAAUACGCGACUUGAUACAAUUCUAAAUGAUAGAAUUUUUACAAGAAAUUUAACAUUAAUAAAAUCUAUUCAUAGUUCAUCAUAUGAAUUCACUGAUAUAAUACUUGAUCGAUUUUGUCUUGAAAUUUUACCUAGAAUCAAUGAUAAAAUCGAACGACUUAAUAUUGAAUCAUCAUUUAUGGAACGUAUUCUUCUUGCAACAAAUUAUCCUAAUUUACAUACACUUGGUUUAUAUGGUUUUGUAGCAGAAACAGGGGGUGAAGUCUUUUAUGAGGGAAGUUAUUUAAUUCAUCGAUUUCAAAAUCAAAUUUCAUCACUUUUUAUUCAGUUGAAACCACAUAAACCAAUACCAGGUGCAUCUGGAUAUGCAGUACAGGAUAGAAAAAUAUUUAUAUUUAUUAACAUCUGUAAUCAUUUCAAGAAUUUACGAUAUUUAAAUUUCAGUUCAUCUUCUAUUUAUGAACAAUUAGCAUUUUAUAGGCCAAUUUCAACUAAUUUCUCUUCAAAUUUAUUAGAAUUACAUGUUGUAGUAAAAACUAUCUACGAUUGUCUUUGUUUACUUGAUGGUCAGUUUAAUCAGUUGCAUAAGUUUUAUGUUACGAUUCGGCCUCGUGGUAUUCAUGGAGAGAAAAUAGUUGGCAAUGAUGUAAGCUACUCAUAUAUUAAUCUCUUUUUCAAUGAAUAA
Molecule: messenger RNA, 789 nt
Organism: Rotaria sp. Silwood2
Lineage: Eukaryota; Metazoa; Rotifera; Eurotatoria; Philodinida; Philodinidae
Source: the annotation of a GenBank genome assembly